Molecule: messenger RNA, 2556 nt
Organism: Ziziphus jujuba (common jujube)
Lineage: Eukaryota; Viridiplantae; Streptophyta; Magnoliopsida; Rosales; Rhamnaceae
Product: protein RIK
Exons: 12
Coding region: 139-2034 (631 amino acids)
Cellular component (GO): nucleus
Molecular function (GO): RNA binding
Source: RefSeq, a predicted model, not a curated record
ACAAGCAUCCGAAGGACACACCCCCAAAAUUCGACGUCACGACUCACGACCGAAUCACCGUACACAGUGAGAGAAAGCAAUUCUUGGUUCUCUGAUACACCCAAACGAGGAAUCAACAAGCUUACCGGAAUUCCAAAAAUGACAGAGGAGACUGGUGUUAAGGUUUCUUCCGACGAAUCCAACCUUCCCAACGAAGCCUCGCAAGCAAGGCAAAGGAAAAAACGAAAGUGGGAUCAACCAGCAGAGUCCUUGGUUUCAGCUGGUCGUGCAGUUCCUGGGGUUCUCCCAUUAGGCAAUAUAGGAACUCCAGCUGGGAUUGCACUUCCUGGUGUAACUCCUAUGCCCUCUGCUAUUUUGAUGAAUCCACUUGCUGCUGGCUCCGUUAACGUACCCCAGUUGAUUCAGGCGCCUUUGACACAGCAACAUACUGCUGCAGCUUUUCCAAAGUUAAAUCAAGUGAAGAUCCAAGAUGAAUUGAUAGCACGAGAAAUUGUAAUAAAUGAUGCAGAGUCUUCUGUUCGUUGUAAGUUGACGAAACGCCAGACGCAAGAGGAGAUUCAAAAAUGCACUGGUGCUGUGGUGAUAACAAGGUUUGCCAUUUUAAAAGGGGCAAAUAUCGUCCUCCAAAUGCACCUCCUGAUGGUGAAAAGCCAUUAUAUCUUCACAUCUCUGCAGGGGCUCAUCUUUCUGUUGCAGUUAAAAGAUAUGGCUGAACGGAUUUUAGCAGUUGAUCGUGCGGCUGCCAUGGUUGAAGAAAUGCUGAACUUGGGUCCGAACUUACAGCCAGUUUCUUCCACUUCUCAAGCUGCUAUGGGCAAUGACACAAAGGUUAGUCAGGCACUGAGCGCAUGUGUGUUCUUGGGGUUUGAUGCGGAUGCUUCAUUGAACAUUGCUGCUAGAAUACGUGGUCCAAAUGACCAGUAUGUAAAUCACAUUAUGAAUGAAACAGGAGUGACUGUCCUCCUCAAAGGUCGUGGUUCAGGAAAUACUGAAAGUUCACAUGGAGAAGAAGGUCAGCAACCACUGCAUUUGUUCUUGUCAAGCAGUAAUCCAAAAAGUCUUCAAGAUGCUAAGCGUUUGGCUGAAAAUCUUUUGGAUACAAUCAGUGUGGAGUGUGGUAUCCCCAGGUUUUCAUCAUCUAAGGUUUAUAGUGCUGUUCCACCCCCACAGCAGGUAUAUAGUGCUGUUCCUCCACCACAGAAGUUGUUGACGGGUGUUCAGAAUUCUGGGAAUGAUGUGAAAUUGAGUUCGAAUUCAAAUACUGGUUUGACCUCUUCAAGUACGGGUGUUUUGCCAACUCCAGCAGUUUCUUCAGUUGGAGUUUCUGGGAUCUCGACUGUCUUUUCUCAAGGGAAGGUAUCUCAACCUGGGGGACUGUUAGUUGGUGGGCUAUCUCAGGCAGACAGUAUUCCUCCCCAGCCUAUAUUACCUAGUGGAACAAGCUAUAGUGGAUAUGGUGGCAUAUAUCCUCAAGCCACACCGUUGCAGCAAGUUGCACUGGCCCUUAGACAAUCAUCUUCUCCUGUCACUUCUUCUAUUGCUCCUAGAACAUCGGUAGAUAACACAGAACCAGAUAUGAACCUUGGCUUUAACUCUGAGAAGGAGAAACGGCCUACACAAAGAAGGAAGUUUCAGGAAUUACCAAUUGCUUCAAAGGGUUCUAUAAAACAAAAUCAGGUUUCAGAAUUUUUAAAGCCAGUUGAAUCAUCAGCAGGUUUGGGUGUUAGAAAUGUAUCAAAUAUGCCUGCUCCAAAGAAGUUGAUCUCACCAACUUCUAAUGGAAGGCCAACAAUCCCAUCAAGAAUGAUGCCCCCUCCACCUCCACCUCCAAAAUUUACGUCAUCAACAUCUAGUGUGAAAGUGCAAGGCAAGAACAAUAUUAUGGACAAAACAAAAUCUGAUACUGUCCCCGAUACUUUGGUCAAGCUAAUGGAAUAUGGUGAGGAUGAUGAUGAUUCUGAGGAAACCAGUGAGGAAUCACUUGGUGGCAACUUAGGUGCAGUCUCAGCUCGAAAACCCUUCUGGGCUUUAUGAAUUGUCAGGUUAAACAAACUGGUCUAUUUUAUUUGUGGGGGAGAAAGUAUUCUUUGGGCAUUAUCAGUCAUUCUUUGGUGAGACUGAAUUGAUGCAGAUUGAACGCCUUCAACAGCAGCAUGAUGUGAUGCCAUGGGUGUAAAGGUGGUUAAAAGGCAGUGGUUGGGUGCUUUAUCAUACUCGAAGUUCCAGUUCUUGCAUGUCAAUGGCUACAUUCUUCUUGCUCAUUUAGUUUUUGUUGAGAGGGAGCUCUGUUCUUCUUCUAACCGGCGUUUUAGUUCUAGGGAUAGUUUGAUGAUUGCUCUUGUGAGGCUAUCUCAACGGGUUCAAAGAGCUUAUAAAAUAGAAACGUUAGGUUUGUUAGUAGCCCUAUUUUCACCUGUUGGCAACACAUCUAUGCUGUCAAAAUUUAUGUAGCAACGAGAAAUAUGAGAUAUACUUUUUGUCUUUUAAAAUAUUGGAGGAUUCUGUUCUCGUAUGGUGGGUGUAAUUUAAAUUAUUUAGUCCACGAUCAGUUUCCUA